This is a messenger RNA of Hippocampus comes (tiger tail seahorse), 2822 nucleotides long. RefSeq lists its product as uncharacterized. The coding region runs from base 335 to 2740 and encodes 801 amino acids. Lineage: Eukaryota; Metazoa; Chordata; Actinopteri; Syngnathiformes; Syngnathidae. The transcript is spliced from 17 exons. The record is from RefSeq and is a predicted model, not a curated record.
CCCUGUAGACGUGCAGUGGCACUGCUUGGGGGAUACAGGUGAGGACGUCUCCAUCUUGUCCAAAUUUGAGACCCGCCCGGCCAAGCAAGCAGCACACCUCGAAGCUUCCUGAGCAGCAUCGGACGCCGCGAACGCCUACCGCGUUCCAUUUGUGGUCGCGGGUUGCAUCCGAGUCGCUCCGGGUGACUUCGGGCGGACGUCGGAAGUGAAAAGGUGUUCUGACGAUUGUCCGCUUUGUGUCGCUUGGUGACGCCGCCCGACGUGGCUCGGCUCCACUCGAGAGAGAAGGCGCCCGAAAGGGUCAAGGGCUCCCCUCACUUCUCGCCUCCUCCACAUGACUUCGUUGACGCUCCUGUCCCCUUACCCCAUUUAUUUCUUCGACCAGCCUGCACCACCGCGAAGUAAGAAGGGCAAAGUUGCGAAUGUGGGAAAACCUAAAGACGAAAAGAAGGAAAAAAGGUCUGAAAAUGGCAAACUAUUGAAGCUUCUGAAAAAAGCAAAAAGCGACGAUCUUCCGGAGACCUCGGCAAGGGAGGACACAUGCGAAGAUGACUCAGCGGAAGACGAGAACGAGGACCCGCUGGCCAGCCAGAAGCGGGCCGCCCCUCGCUUGCUGAACGAAUUGGGUCGCCUGCUGUACCGCAACCGCGGCGCCUCCCUGCAGUUGGGCGACAUCCUCAACUACUCGGCCGACGCCGCGCUCAAGCAGCCCAAGGAGGCCGAAGAUGCGGCCCGACGCAAGGCGGCCAGGAGGAAAAAGUCUCAGAAGAAACCCUCAAAAACAAACCAAGACGCAACAGAUGUUGCAGCGGUACCUGGCGAAGUGUCCGCUGUCAGUCCCACGGCCACGGAAGACAUGAUCUCCGGCAGCAGUCAAGAUCCAGAUUGGUUGGCUUUGCCGCUCCAGGCCUUGGGCGAAGCGACGCCUCCUGCCAGGGGCUUGUGCCAGUGGGUGGUGGAGAGACUCAAGGCCAGCGCAAGUCCACACGUCAAACCGCGAGUGAUGGAUCAGGUGCCGAGUUCUCCCAUCCUCCGUCACUACGUCGACGCAAAGGCGGGAAUCAAGACUCACAGUCUACUAAGCGUGCCGAGCGAAGCCGACACCCCCGCCGAGGAAGUGACCCCGUGGCGGCCGCCGCCGCUGAAGAAACUGCAUUGCAGGGUCGCCAACGAGAGCUCCUUCAUCUACUACCCGUCGGGCAACAUGGCCGUGUGCCACAGCCACUCGGGUCUUCCGUCGGGAGGCUUCUGCACCAACGUGUUCACCGACAGCCACGCUCCCGUCAUCCUGGCCACCGUCACCGCGUGCGGCCGCGGUUCCGCCUCUCACCCCGUCAGCUCCGCGGUGACGGCCUUGUGGGACCAGCACGGCGGAUUCCUGUGCGACCGGGAGGGCAACCUCAAGAAGGAGUGGUGCUGGAAGACCGACCGAGAACAGGAGAAGAUCGUCGUCAAGCUGGCAAAGGGCAUCUCGCUGCGGCUGCUGAGCGGCACGACGGCGCUGCUGUGCUUCAAGUGUGAGGACAACAAAGUUCAGCUCCCGCUCUCGGUUGCCCCGUGCUCCGCAAAGGAAGCGGAGGCCGACCAGACGUUCCCGGAGGCGUCGGCGGGGACCUUGUCGGCGCGUUGGAAGAAAGGAUGUCACGCGAUGGGCGAGCUGAGCAAACUUCGCAAGAAAGUCCGAGACAUCCUGACCGCCUGGCUGGACUAUUAUCGCACCGCCACCGGUCUCAAGCGCGGUGAGAAAAAGCCGAAGGUCGCCAAGGGCAAGCACAAGAAGCGGGCGCUGUCGGCCAAGAAGGCACUCGAGCGGGCCCACGGCAAGCUGGCCAAGGCCAAAGAAAAAGUGCCGGAGAAACUCGAGCAGCCCGCCAAGAAAACGCCGCGCGAAGCUCCGACCAAGACAAGGGUCCCCGCAAAGAACACCAAGGAGCACAGCAUGUUACAGAUCGGACCCCUGCGGAUCCUCGGCAACAUCAAACAGGAGUUAGUGGUCCUUCCAGACUAUUCCGCCUCGCGCCUGUCCAGCCUGCCUCGCUUCCCCGUGCGGUCCGGCCUGCCGCCCUCGGUGCCGCUCACCGUGUGCCCGCUGCUGCUGCGGGCGGCCCUGCUCCGGCAGCUCAAAGGCCAGGCGCCCAAGAGGUGCUGCUGCAGCACGGCGCUGAUGCCCGUGCUGCUGGACGUGGAGUACGACGCCUUCAUCACGGGCCAGCCGCAGCACAGCCAGCAGAUCCUGGUGGUGGUGGUCACGCUGCCCGUCAAGCCCGGGGCCACGCCCGAGCAGGACGCCAUCCAGCAGCUCUACCGCAGGAGCAACAGGAAGAGGACCAUGCCCUGCGCCCAGUGCCAGAUGGACUCGUUUCGUCUGGUGAGGUACGAAGUGUCCACGGGGGCCUUGGGCUGCCCGGUGGACAACAUCCUCUUGCAGCAUCGCCACAACGUCGCCGCCGGCAUGAUCCUGAUGUACAUCCGAGGGCGACUGAUGUUUUUGGGCUACGUCUCCAGUGGUCGCACCUGCUCCGCCUCGGACCUUCAGAAGCAAAUUUUGAGAACCAGGGAGGACUACAGGUUGGGUGUCAGCCUCCCUCCCGAUUACAAAUUCAGCGAGAGCGCAAAGGUCAGCGUGGGCUGCUCGGAGGCCUCGAACGCAAAUAAAGUGGAAGAAUCGGCGCCGACGCUAACCAAUGACCUCACGUCGAAUCACUCGCCGGAAAAAGAAUACGUCGCCGAAACGACGUGAGUCAACCGGAAGAGGUGACGUCCUGGCAAAGGACUUUUUCAUCGGCUUGGCUUAUAUCGUACGCUCGUUGUUCCGGCUUGCC